Molecule: messenger RNA, 1031 nt
Organism: Prorocentrum cordatum
Lineage: Eukaryota; Dinophyceae; Prorocentrales; Prorocentraceae
Source: the annotation of a GenBank genome assembly
CUGACCCGUUAGGCAUGGCGGCCGCGGGGGUGCAUCCGCUGUCGGCGGCAGGUCUGCAGGAGAGUAACUUCAUCCUGCUGGAGUACGUGGGCUUCCCAGGCGUGAUGCACGAGCGCCUCGUCAUCCUCGCGCCGGACGUCGGAGGCCUGGCGUGCACGCUCACGCCAGACGACGACAGCUACGAGGACGACCUCCUUUCGGCGGCGGACGCGCGGAGGUGGCUGCCAUGCGAUGCUGGGCGCAUGGGCGCUUACCCAGCGGCGGCGGCUGCACAUGUGCAUGGCUUUCGGGGCGCCCCUGCACCGCUGCGGGUCUCGCAGGUGCUGUCGGCGGCGGCGGCUCGGCUUGGCGUGGGCCUCCUCCCUGGGGCGGCGGUCAUCCCGAACCUCGACGGGGCAGGAGAGACAGCGGCCCGUCGCGGCGGCAGGCGUCGCGGGCCUCGCGGCUGCCCUGGCCUUGCCGCCCGCGGGCGCGGCGGCCCCAGCGCCGCCCGGUGCGCCGGUUGCUCCACUGGCGCGGCGGCCGCGCUGGCGCAGGAUGCGCGGAUCCUCGCUGCUGCGUUCGACGUGCAGGGCCAGCGGCACAUGGACCUCCGCACGGCGGUGAUCGCCAUGACGGAGGGCAGUUUCCACGAUUGGCCCGUGCGAGGGCCUCGGACAGCGCUGUGGUGCUUGAAGUUCAUGGAGGCGCACGGUGGUGCGCCCACAGGCCGCCGCUCGCGGUGGAUCUCGGAGACGCGGCUCCAGGGGCACGAACCUGGAGUCGACGAGCACGAGAGGGCGUGCCGGACGUUGGAGCGGAUGGUGGUGCACGACCAGUUGAAUGUUGCGAACCUCGCCUCGGGCGAGAUGCCGGCGCGUGCGGCGCAGCUCCAGGGGGGGCGCUGCCGCGACCGCGUGGCGCCAGCGGUGAAUCCGACGAACAUGGAGUCGAGCGUGCUGCUGGGCACGGAUCAGCUGCGCGGCAACGUCUGUGUCUCUCCUGCCUUGCAGGAGCGCUGCAGGGGCGAGCUCAGCAAGGUGAGCGCCUAA